Messenger RNA from Amaranthus tricolor (Joseph's coat), 2596 nucleotides. RefSeq lists its product as uncharacterized. The coding region runs from base 321 to 1868 and encodes 515 amino acids. Lineage: Eukaryota; Viridiplantae; Streptophyta; Magnoliopsida; Caryophyllales; Amaranthaceae. The record is from RefSeq and is a predicted model, not a curated record. The transcript has 2 exons. Gene Ontology annotation, biological process: RNA processing. Gene Ontology annotation, molecular function: protein binding.
UUCAUAAAUUAAUGAAAAAGACGAACGAACCAUCUUCCUUCUCUCUCUUUCAUUGGGCUCCCUUUACUUGUCGGGAAUUUUUUCCUGACUUGUUCCUUCUCAAUCAAAUUCAGCCUCGAAUUUUUUCCUCAAAUUAUAGUUCAAAUCUCCUCGAUUUCGGAUUUCGCUAUUUCGAACCGAUUUUUCUGCUACAACUGAUAACAAUUUUUGAGAAUAUUUCUCAAUUUUGUAUUCCUGAUUGAUUGUUUAGGGGUUUAUACAUAUAUUUGUUUAAAUAAGUGUUAAUCGGAUUACAGUUAGCGGAGUAGAGAAAGCUAGCCAUGGCAGUGGUAACGCCACACUUGCAGUUUCCUCACUCUCCAAUAACCGCAAAAAAUCCAGCACUAAACGACGUUGUUUUGUUUUUCCCAUCCACUUUCCUUGGAACGGCGUCGUGUUCAAAGCUUUACAGAACACGCUCGUAUGAUCAGUUUCAUCCUAAACAGAGAAGAAAGAACCAUUCUUCUUUGUUUUCAAUCCGAAGAGUUUGUAGUGCAGGUUUCGAGAAUUCUUCGUCGUUGUCAUCUUCUGAGGACGAAGAAUUUUCGAAAAGAAUUGAAGAUUUAGCCUUCAAAUUUCAAGUUUCCUCUGAAUCCGUAAUGAAUUUCAGUUCAAACGACGAAGAAGAAGAGAAUGAAGAGGUUGAAAUUGAAUCAUCUUUAAUGGAGAUUCAAAGUAAAGAAAUGAAGGCAAAAAGCUUAGAUCCACCUCUUUCACUUAGAAUGAUUAAAAGGAAGCAGGAACAAUGGCAGGAGAACUUUCUAGAACCAGGAGAAUCAGCUUAUUGUUCGAUAAAAAUUGCGUUUUCUUCAAUGGUGUUUAUAAUCAGAGAACUCCAUUGUUACACUCUACAAAUGAGAGAAAUCUUGUUUUACGAAGAUUUACAGGGAAUUUUAGCGAGAGUUCAGAGCGAAAUGCACGCCUCAUUUGUAUGGCUUUUUCAACAAGUAUUUUCUCAUACACCUACUCUCAUGGUUUACAUCAUGAUUCUCCUUGCAAAUUUUACUGUUCAUUCAAUGUCGAUUUUCUCCGCCAUUGCAGCUACUUCACCUCCAAUUGCUACCAUGGAGGUUAGAAAAGUUCAUAAUCAUAAUAGCUUUAAAUCAGAUAUAUCAAAGACGUUUACGGUAACAUCAUCAUCACCGAGCAAAACUACAUCAAUUGGUGGAAACAAUGGCGGAGGAAAUAACGCGAAAACAGUAGGAAGUGGAAUGGGCGGUGAUGGAUGGACGAAUAGAAACUCUGGAUUUCUCCACUGUCCGAUUGUUUCUGACGGUGUGUCGUUUACUCGUGAAGACACACGGCGAAAGGAAGAAGAGGUAGAGAUUUGGAAUUCGAUUGUUGAAGAAGCUUCUAGAAUUCAAGGUGAUCUGAGAAAUGAAACUCUUGAUAGUGAGACUUUACGGAGGUUUGUUUCGCCUGUGACGACCAAAAUCGAAGGACAUAUUGAUUAUGAAGAUUAUUUAAAGACUGAGCUUGUUUAUCAGAAUGGUUUGAAUCAAGAACCAGAUAAUGUUUUGCUUUUGGCCAAUUAUGCUCAGUUUCUCUACCUUGUUGUUCAUGAUUUUGACAGAGCUGAACAGUACUUCAAAAGGGCAGUCAAGGUGGAGCCAAAAGAUGCCGAAGCACAUAAUAAGUAUGCAAAUUUUCUGUGGCAAGUGAAGAAUGACUUAUGGGCAGCAGAAGAGACCUUCUUAGAGGCCAUUUCUGCUGAUCCUAGUAACUCUUACUAUGCUGCAAAUUAUGCUCAUUUUCUCUGGAACACUGGUGGCGAGGACACAUGCUUCCCUCUUGACUCCCCUGAUGACGAAACCCUUGAUGACCUGUAAAUAGGAAAAAUUGUGUUUCUAAGGAACUAUGGGACCAAUAGCUGGAGCAGAAUGUGGACUGUAGUCCACCACAUUAGCACAAUGUGUGGACUCGAGUCGACCUACAUAUUAUGAGGGCACUUUUUGAAAGGCAAUGUCAUACGUACCUAAAAAAAAGAUGACAUACUUCAGGUUUAAGCAUAAAGAUAUUUUGAGGAGAAAAAGAGGUUGACAAGUACUUCCUGGUAAUGAUCUAACUGAAAUUCUUCCUCGUGGUGAUAAAAGUUGGUGUAAGUUAUGCAAGAGGGGAAUGUGGGUUGGGGCUGGUGACUGCCUGACUGGUAGGUGAAUGUACAUGGAGAUAAAUUAAAGUUGAGAUUUGAGCAUUAGACAUGGAAAUGGCAAAUGAUGGAAAAAGAAGGCUAGAUAGCCUAUUUUUGAUGAACUAUGCUUGGCAAUUGUGUCCUCAGUCUUCUUGAGAUCUAUUGAAAACCAAAAUAUUUUGCCUUGAAAGUUUAAAUAGGAUCAACUUUUUCUUGCACAAUAUAUGUUAUUGUAACUAAUGAAUAAUUUAUCCUACAUUUGUUUAUACUCUAAUGUAAUUAAAACUGGAGGAAUAAAUAUUCUACUAAUCAUUCAAUAGUACUGUUAAUUGUAUUAUAAUAAUCGAUAACCAUAGACUCCUAAUUAAAAAAAAGGAGCUUUGGAAAAUGGUGCACUGUGUUUAAUAACAGAAUUGGUUUACCAAA